Molecule: messenger RNA, 1619 nt
Organism: Lolium perenne
Lineage: Eukaryota; Viridiplantae; Streptophyta; Magnoliopsida; Poales; Poaceae
Source: RefSeq, a predicted model, not a curated record
CAUUACUCUUUCUGAAAUCCAAGGUUUAUUUGCCGCACAAACGGGAAAUGAAGUUGCAACCGUAGUACCGUGAGAGACGGCGGCAUCCUCUCACCGGAUCCCCAAGGUUUAUAGCACGAAGGCCCCCGCGGGGAUUCCAUACAGCUGCCACAUUAAGAACCCACCACGCAAAUGUUUGGCGACGGUCGGACUACUGGGCGCGGCGGCAGGGGCGGCGAUCCGACGACUGGGCGCGGCGGCAGGGGCGGCGAUCCGACGACUGGGCGCGGCGGCAGAGGCCGCAGGCCAACUCCUCCUAUGUUCGUCCGAAGCCGCGCUGUCGGCCGCACGGCGCGGGAGGCCGCGGGCCGCGACAGGCUAAGCGCGCUCUCCGACGACCUCCUGCACCGCAUCCUGGGGCCCCUGGACGCGCGGCUGGCCGCGGGCCAGUGCAGCCUCCUGUCGCGCCGGUGGCGGCACGUGUGGGCGACCAUGCCCCACGUCACCCUGGUCGGCCACGCCUCCGAGAGGUUCGGGGACAACCUGCUCCUCCUCCGCGACGGUGACAACAAGCUGCGUGCGCUCACCCUGCACAGCGCCAGCACGGACCACUUCGCGCACCAGUGCAGGUGGCUGCGCCAUGUCGCGAGCCACGGCAUCCGCGUGCUCGACAUUGCCCUUGGCACCGCCGAUGAUGUCGAGCUGCCCGACUGCGUGUUCAACUGCACGACGCUUGAGGAGAUUACCGUGUCGGCGUCAGCGGUUCGGCAGGUCGUCGCACCCAAGACUAUCUGCCUCCCAUGCUUGAAGAAACUGCACCUUCGCUUCAUGCAGUUGUCUGACCCAUCCGUGGCAGAUAAACUCACCUCCGGGUGCCCGGCACUCGAAGAGCUGGAUUUAUCCCGGUGCUCGCUCGGUGUAUUCAGGGUAUCUUCAGACACCGUGAAGACAUUGUCGGUCACCGCCUGCGAUUACUUGGAGAUCCAUGUAUCUGCUCCCAGCAUUGCUUCCCUCAAGCUAUCUGUUGCAGGAAGAGUUAAGCUGGACGCCAUGCCUUCGCAACAUCUUGAGCUACUUAGGUUUGGUUCGCUUCUCAAGGACAUGAUGGAUAAACCAGCUACUGAAGGCCCAACCUUCAGCAAAAUGAAGAGCUUGUAUCUUGGAGAAUGGUUGGUCGUUGAUUUCUACCGUCCACUUGCUUAUUUCUUUAACCACGCUCCUAACUUGGCCAUGCUUAGUUUGGACCAAUGGAAGUUGUAUGAAGAAAACAAUGGGGAGAUAUCUGGUCCAGCGUACUUUCGGUGGAAAUCUACUGAGAAACUGAAUCUGCCAUCUGUUCUAUCAUCAGACCUUGAGAUUCUCCGUCUCAGAAUCUCGAAAGACGACGACGCUGGAGAAUUCAGCACGCUCCGAAGGAUGCUCAAGGAGAAGACAAAGCCUAAAGAGAUGGAGGUCGUGUGGUUUUAGUCUUUCUGUGGUUGUUUCUUCCGGAGUCUGGUGAUGCUACUCUUAAUUUUCCAUAUCAGAGUUUGCAAAUCUAUUUGUUCUCUCGUAGGCUAUUUAGGCUGGUGUUUGUGGACUCUUUGACAAUGUUGCUUCAAAUUAUCGAUGAGAUCAAUGGGUAACAUUUCGUUGAGUUA